AUGGUUCCGGAUAUCCGAGUGGUUAGUCUUCACGAACAUCUAUUCACUCCUUUAGUAAUCCUGACAAACAUUUCAGAUCCAAAGACUAAGAGUUUUUUGUCCAAGAAUUUGGAUCCAACCUUUGGAUACACAACAUUUGUACGGUUCAGUUGGUCCACAAUUAAGAACAUAUUGGAUGACAAAGCCAUCGAUUGUCAAUGGGAAGAAUCGGAAGACGAGGAACCGGUAGUCGAGAGUAAACCCACGAAAAAGAUCUCAAAUUAUUUCAGAGCCGUUAACAGAGAAGAAAAGCCUCAGAAAACACGAUUGAAUGCAUUCUUGAAAGAAAGAAAUCUCGAGCCAAUAACCAGUCCUCAGGAUUUGUAACAACGGAAGCAAAUGUUGGAAUACUUUAGUGAAUCAAUUGGUGACCCAUUGGAACAGAAUUAUUAUAUUUUUUAUUUUAUAAAAAUUGCAAUUUUAUUACUUUACACUUUGAGCCCUUAUAAACCAUCGCAUAUUUUCUCGACC
Molecule: messenger RNA, 510 nt
Organism: Oppiella nova
Lineage: Eukaryota; Metazoa; Arthropoda; Arachnida; Sarcoptiformes; Oppiidae
Source: the annotation of a GenBank genome assembly